GCCACACAAGCAGUUAUCGUUCGUGGGGAUAAACUGCUGACGCUCAAGCCCGUACGACUACGGAUGUUUUGAUGGCGGUUUCUUAAUGGAUUUAUAGUUGCAAGUCGAAGGCCAAUUGUUUGCAAUCAGCGUAUACAUGCAGCAUCAUUUAUAAGCGUUGUGCGAGCUUCUUGUCUCGUCAUUGGAAAGAUCCGAGGCAACGGAGUAACGUCAACGCUGGGUUUCAUUCGAGACCUCGGAACGAAAGGCUUUAGUUGCACUGGAAGUCGGCAGAGCUGAGUUGGAUUUGUUUCUAACUAGUGUUGAGAAAGGUUAGUUGAUUUGUCUACGAUAUAAGUCACGAUAAUUUCAUUACAUAUUCUUCUUCACUCGUUGGAUAAUUGUUAGCGACAACUACCUGGUUGUCAUCAGGAAGGGUAUGCGUCCUCACGUUUGUUAUGAUAAUGAUGACUCUUGUUCUUGAAAGGAUAAACAGCUCAAGGAUAAUAUUUGGAAAUCGUUGUGAUUGUUAUCCGGUGGCACUCCAAGCGGUUUUGUGAAAUAAUACGAUCACAACAAAUCGUUCAUCUCGUGAGAAGUGGGAUUUCCUGGUAUAUGCUUUGGUUGCCGUGGAUACAUGUAGCCGAUUAAUUGCCACCAGCAGACCACAGCCAAUCAGAUUAUUUCUCACUCGUGACGUAGCUCGCCCGCAGUAUAAAUGCCUCCGCCAGAUCAAACACCGGGCAAACGCAUACCUGCCAGUAGUCCGCCGAAGAAACGGGUCGGGACCGGUCCCGGGACUACAGGGUCUGUUACACCAAGAUCCAAAAUGGGCAACGGCGCUAGCGCUACCCAGGUUGUAGUGGACGGGGAGACGUUUGACUUGGUCAAACUAAAGGUGCUCUUGCCCGACCUAAAACGGGAAAUUAAGCAGAAGAAUACUAAACUUGAGGAAUAUGAAAUUGAACUCGCGCAGUUACGGCGAAAGUUAGAGGACAGGGAUUCGGAGGUUAUAAGACUGAAAGAGGAGGUGGAUAAGUAUAAGUCUGUGCUGCAACUGACGGUUCAUAAGGAUGGCAAGCCUGAUAUCUUGGCUACCAUUCAUGAGGAGGCGGCUAUGGCCGGCCAGCAAGAGGGACAGAGGAAUAAAAAGCAGGGUGUUUCGGGCGAGAGUACAAACGUAUCGCAAGGAGCAGUGGAACUUAAACGAUUUGACAAAGAAUUCAGAUCAAAACAGCUCAUCAAAGGUGCCAUACUCGAUAACGAGUUCCUCAAAAACUUGGAGGCCAACCAAGUUCGCGAGAUCGUGGACUGCAUGUACGAGAAAAAUGUCAAGCAAGGCCAGUAUAUCAUAAAGGAGGGCGAAGCCGGGCAGCAUCUCUAUGUCUCUGCAGAGGGCGAACUGGAGGUGCUAAAAGAUGGCAAGGUGCUUGGAAAAAUGGGACCCGGACGGGCGUUUGGAGAACUCGCUAUCUUAUACAACUGUACCAGAACAGCCUCCGUGAAAGUUCUUUCAGUACACGAUCCUUGUCCAGUCGAAACUAUCCUCGUGGACGCCGACAACAACGAAUCCAAAAGUCCUUACCCGUGCACAAUACCACUGCGUGGAGAAAAUGUUAACGUAUUCGAUGCAGUUUCCUUUGGAAACCUCCACUUACAAAAGGAACCUCGGAAAGCGUCCCUAACAACGGCAAGAAUAUGGGUGUUAGACCGGCGGGUGUUCCAGCAUAUUAUGAUGAAAACUGGUAUACAGAGACACGAAGAAAGCUUAAAGUUCUUAAAAAGCGUUCCUUUACUGCGAUCCCUUCCUACCGACAAGGUUGCAAAAUUAGCAGACGUUUUGGAAAUAGACUUCUUCCACGAAGGGGAGUACAUCUGCCGAGAAGGUUCCGCGGGUGAUUCAUUUUUCAUCAUCAAUAAGGGAGAGGUGAAGGUUACACAGCUUGUACAGGGUAAAGAUCAACCGCAGCUUAUUCGAAUGUUAAUGCGAGGCGAUUACUUUGGAGAGAAGGCGUUGCUGAGCGAGGAUAAAAGAACAGCAAAUGUGAUAGCCAUUGCGCCUGGUGUGGAGUGUCUCACCGUGGAUCGAGAUUCUUUCAAUCAUUUGAUAGGAGAUCUGAACGAAUUCCGAGAAAAGGACUAUGGAGACGAGGCGAGAGGGGCACAAAGGCUUAAGAAGAAAAACUACAACACUUUGCUGAAAACCUUAACAAAUUCACGUUUAAACAAGUAUAGAAUCGGUAGCAAAGAGUCUAAAGCCAGUUCAAGCUCAGGCUCCGAAGCGCAGGCUUCACCAAGCAAAGAAGCCUUUGAUAGUGAAUUUGCAUUUGUUAAACUAGAAGACCUCGAUGUAGUAGCUACGCUUGGUAUGGGUGGCUUUGGUAGAGUGGAACUGAUACAACUCAUAACAGACCGAAGUAAAACGUUUGCCUUGAAGUGCCUGAAGAAGAAACAUAUAGUAGAAACUAGACAACAGGAGCAUAUCUACUCCGAGAAGAAAAUCAUGAUGGAAUCAAGGUGUCCGUUUAUAUGUCGGUUAUUUAGGACUUUCAGGGAUACGAAAUACGUCUACAUGUUGAUGGAGGUGUGUUUAGGUGGUGAAUUGUGGACGAUACUCAGAGAUAGGGGUAAUUUUGAUGACAACACUGCCCGAUUCGCUGUAGCAUGUGUGAUAGAAGCAUUCCAAUACCUACACGGCCGAGGUAUCAUCUAUCGGGAUCUCAAGCCAGAAAAUUUACUCUUAGACAAUACUGGCUAUAUCAAACUGGUGGACUUCGGCUUUGCAAAGAAAAUUGGCAUUGGUAGAAAAACUUGGACAUUCUGUGGUACCCCCGAGUACGUGGCUCCCGAGAUCAUAUUGAACAAGGGUCACGAUCACGCUGCUGAUUACUGGUCGUUAGGCAUCCUCAUGUUUGAAUUGCUUACUGGCAGCCCACCGUUCUCGGGCACAGACCCAAUGAAAACAUACAAUAUCAUCUUGAAAGGAAUAGACGUGAUCGAAUUCCCAAAGAAGAUCAGCAGAAACGCCCACGCCCUCAUCAAAAAGCUGUGCCGGGAUAAUCCCACUGAGAGAUUAGGUUACUCCAAGAAUGGGAUAAUGGACAUUAAGAAGCACAAGUGGUUCCAAGGCUUCGACUGGGAUGGAUUAGCCAACACGACAAUUGUCCCCCCUAUUACACCAAAGGUUAAGGGACCAACAGAUUUCAGCAACUUCGACAGCUAUCCAAAAGACAUGGACAUUCCACCUGAUGAGACGUCAGGGUGGGAUGAAGAAUUCUAGACAUGCAACAUUUGCAAAUUUUCUACUGUGUGAUACUUCGAGGGUCUUAUGCAGAAUGGUGCUAAGUGCAGUUUAUAAAUUACCCCCUUAAAACAGUUUUUUUCCUCAUUAUUCCUAUGCGACUAAGGCGGAUGAGGACAGUCACGUGGAAAUAUUUGGCUUGAUGCUCCAGUUCGACUUAGUAUCAACCUUUAAUGCUUAAGAAAAGUGCACGCGCCUCCAGCGUAGAACCCUUGACAACUUUCCUCAACUGAAUCCCUUGGUUAUCUCUGUCGGGCCGCCGACAUGAAAAGACGGCAAGGUCUUUGGCUGGUGCAAUAACCAUGAGUUUUAAAUUGCCAGUCUAUUGCUCUGAUCAUGCUCGCCUCUGGGCAAUUUGCAAUACUUGUAAUUUAUGAAAUAUAAACUUUAGGUCUCUAUGAUGCUUUUCAAUCAAUGAAUUCAGUUGAAACUCUCCCUUUACUCUGUUUAUUAUGUUAUGUAAACUACUGUGCCUUGGUCACAAGUGGCGUGGCUUGUGUGCUGCAGUGAAACAGUGACUGUGUGUGAUGUGUCUGUGAAUGUAUGUUGCACAUGUCUCUUCCGAGUAAUUGUAAAUGUCACUGAGAGUCCAACUCUUCACAGCUAGUUAUGAACAUAACAAUGUCCUUCGUGCUAAAUCCAGUCCAAGUUGUAACAUUUAGGCUGCAGAUGCAAACGAUGAAGACGACGGGAUGCGUCAGUUCUGUUUUUCGGGGGUCGAAGUGACGUACUUCCUGCAGAAGUCUACCACCGCAGUCAACGUGAGUUCUUGCCGAAUGAUCAUCUCAAAAAUUAAUCACUCCAGCGUACGAAUGAGGGCCAUGAAAUUCUCGUACUACUUUACAAUGAUGAUGCUGGAAUCGAACUAGAUGGACUCCUUUCUGUGCCGAAAUGUCAUGAUUGGACUGACAACUCCCUAUCGCAAUCACAUCGUAAAGAAAUCAUGGUGGAUUCCCAGCUUGAUAUCAAAGUAAGGGGCCUAAACCCUUGUUAUUCUGACGUGAGAUGAAUCCUGUUGUUUGUGAUGAUUGUUGGGUCAGUGGUUGGUAAAACUCGUAGUUAGGCAUAUCAGGGAAAGCCGGAUUGGGAACAUUAGGCAUUGAGAGCGAAAAUCACAAAUCGGCUUUGUUGGUUGGCGAUGGAGGGUGCGUUUUUUCAUGUGAUUUUCGACCUCUUCGCCAAGAUAUUCGAUGGUGUUCAGGGUGCUAUACUGUUCAUAUGAUGUUUGCUGCUGUGUAGCUAGAAACGAGUGUAGUUAAUAUGCCAACUUACAGUUCGCGUCAUUUUCUAUCCUUCUAAUUUUGGAUUUGCCCGGCUGUUUUGCUCAGCAAUGUUAUCAGUGUCGGCCACCUAAGGGUGCAGAAUCCAUGCGGAAUCAAUCAGACUCUGUGGCUGUGUAUAUACAAAACUCGAGUUGUUGGCCAACCUUUCCCACCUACAAGCUUUAUUUUCUUCCGGUGAAGUGACUCCCGGAGUGAUGACUGGGACGGGUCAUAUUUUGUUCUCUCGCGGUUACAAUUUUUUGUGGCUGGUCUAUCAAUCUCCUUUGGCAUGCAAUGGGGUUUUCGCUUCUGACUGACGAUCGUCUUGGUACGUACAAGUACAGUAUUUGGCGAAAUACGUACUUUUUACUUAAUCUAUUAAGAAGAUUUGGGCCAGUCCUAUUAUUACGUAAGACUUGUUCUGUCGGCAGUGACGUGGGACUUUAUGCAAAUGACUGUGCUUCGAUAUGUUCCCACCAAUUCGACGGUGGUGUGCAUACAUCAAGGGAAGAGGUCAUCGAAUUCGAAAACGAAAAGGUGGAGAUAGGCAUUCAGGCAAAGAUAAUUCUUGUAACAGGAACUGCUGUGAUUCUGAAAUGUUUUCCGAAGGAACAAUAAUUUGAUCGGGAGGGAAACGCAUAACAGUUUUAAACAAUUUGCCUUUGGUAUGAGCGAUAUCCGCGUGUCGUAUUCAUGUAGCUGGGUUUCGUUAUUGGGAAACUAGAAUUUGAUUUGUUGCUUGGUCUUUGAAAUACGUACGUCGUUAUGCUUGCGAGACGUCCCUAUUUGUGAAGUCGCAACUCAUUUCUCACAGUAACUUAACUUUCUCAGUUGUUGCGUUAAAUCGUUGUUAAAUCGUUUAUUUGUUUCUAUGGCGACAUAGUUUAUUGUAAAUACAUAUAGAUGCAAAGAAUAUAUUUAUAAAAAUCAUUUUUUGUUUUGAGACGUCCCCUUUUGGGUGAUCAUUGUCACUAACAUGUCUACAUACUGUAUAGUGAUCAUUUAGACUUCUCCAAUUACAAUGAACAUGUAUAACGGACACUGGCAAGCUGUCCUGUUCCUCUUUUGCCCUCGCGCACACCGUUUUACUGAUGGGAACAUGACGAUGGAUGUUCGACAUCUUAUUUUGAAUACUUGAAGUUGGGUUUUUUCAGUCACAAUGAUGCAGGAGUUCUAAACAAUAUAUCAGAACUACAAGAGAAUUUUUUCAAAACGUCACCAGUUAUGACCCAUGCAGGGAAGGAAAAAUAAUCACUCUACAGUUGUAUCCAUGUUUCAUGUCUUCAUUCACUGUAUCAAACUAAUGCAUAAUCAUGUAAUCAUGUUAUCAUCUUGACUUAUUAAGGGAAUGCUGACGUCAGCAUUUCAGUUAAUUGACACAAUCAUGGCUUAAGUUAAGUUGUUGAUGCUGACACUGACAGAAGUUCGAACGACAAGGAGACGAGCCAGUACGUAUAGAACGAGAAUUAAUACUUGCCAAACCCCGUUAUUGGCAACGCUAAGGUUCUUUGUUUUUGUAUGAAACUGAAGGUACAUCUCGCAGCCAGUACAAGAGACAAUUUUAUAUUCUCACAGCCGUUGCUGCUCAGCCGCCCCUGCUCUGUGUGCUUUUUCCCAUAUAGAAAGUCCGGAAUACUACUUUUUGACCAUUCAGACAUUAAUGCAUAUGAUAUUACAUGGCCAUCCCAGUAUAUUAAAUUCAUCGUCAUUUUAAUCGUAUCAACUUGUACAAAGACAAAUAUGAAUAUCAAUUAUGUAGUUCCAUGUAGAUUGUAAAGUCGAAGUUGGUUUGUAUAUUUUGUAUCAAGUGGAUUUAUCAAAGAAACGAAUAAAGUGAUUGAAAAGUGAAAA
Molecule: messenger RNA, 6393 nt
Organism: Lineus longissimus
Lineage: Eukaryota; Metazoa; Nemertea; Pilidiophora; Heteronemertea; Lineidae
Product: cGMP-dependent protein kinase 1-like
Exons: 20
Coding region: 698-3259 (853 amino acids)
Biological process (GO): protein phosphorylation
Molecular function (GO): ATP binding; cGMP-dependent protein kinase activity
Source: RefSeq, a predicted model, not a curated record